AUGGAAGUCCACCAGCAGCACUACACCAGGCGUUCCACCUCCCUCUGCACCACCGCGGCCGCCUCCUUCUUCAGCCAGGCGGCGGCGGACGACCCGAAACUAACAUCAUCAUCCCCUCCCCAUCGCCUCUCCCUCCAAUCCCACUACGACCACCACCACGACAACCUCCUCUACAGCCCACCCCACCACCAGGGCUCCUCCUCUCCCUGGGUUUCCCACCCCACCCCUUCCCCCUCCGUCCUCUACCACUGUGUCGCCGCCCUCCACCGCCACCACGGCCUCGUCCUCUCCGUCUCCCCUUCCCCUUCCUCCGGCCUCGUCUUCACCGGCUCCGACAGCCCCCGCGUCCGCGCUUGGCUCCACCCCCACCUCUGCGAGCUCGGCCACCUCUCCUCCCGUCACGGCGGCGUCCGCUCCCUCCUCUCCCACGGCACCACCCUCUUCACCUCCCAUUCCGACCUCCGCGUCCGCGUCUGGGACUUCUCCCACUCCCACACCUUCCGCGCCAAGAAAACCGCCACCCUCCCGAAACCUCGCCGCUCCAUCUUCUCCUUCUCCAAUGCCAGCUCUUUCUCCCGCCACCGUGACCAAAUCUCUUGCAUGGCUUACAACCCCACGGAGGGCCUCCUCUACACCGCCUCAUGGGACAGGACGGUCAAGGCGUGGCGAAUCUCCGACGGUCGCUGUGUGGACUCGUUCCGGGCCCACGACGACCGCGUCAACGCGGUGGCGGUCGACAACGACGACGGCUGCGUCUUCACGUGCUCGUCGGAUGGCUCGGUCAAGGUGUGGCGGCGCGUGUACGGGCAGAGCUCGCACACGCUGACGGUGACGCUGCGAAUGUAG
Messenger RNA from Striga hermonthica, 846 nucleotides. NCBI's taxonomy places the organism in Eukaryota, Viridiplantae, Streptophyta, Magnoliopsida, Lamiales, Orobanchaceae. The record is from the annotation of a GenBank genome assembly.